Messenger RNA from Closterium sp. NIES-65, 3621 nucleotides. Lineage: Eukaryota; Viridiplantae; Streptophyta; Zygnematophyceae; Desmidiales; Closteriaceae. The record is from the annotation of a GenBank genome assembly.
AUGGCAGCAGUGACAGCUCCCUCAGUUCAUCCUCUCAUCGGGCCUGCUCGCCCCACACCAAGCCAUCGCCGUCACACAGCCGCGCGCAGAGUGGCAGCAGUGACGGUGGCGGCGCGCGUGGCGGAGGAGAGGGGCGUGGGCGUGGGGCAGGAGGUGGGUUACAGCGUGCGAUUCGAGGACGUCACCAGCUCGCACACGCGCAUUAAAUAUCUUACCGAUGGCAUGCUUCUCAGAGCUUUGUGGCAUGAAGGUCAACUCCAUGUCACGUCCACCUACACCACGCGCAUCAAGUACCUCACUCAUGGCAUGCUGCUCAGGUGCGGUGAAUGCUCUGGUGAUUCCGUGUCCAUGGUCCCUUGCAACCUGUCUUGUCCUUAUUGGACCUUCUUCCACACUGCUUUGGCGUGCUGCUAUGGCGUGGUGGUGGACGAGGGUCAUGAGCGCACAUUGAAGCACCCAGGUGUGCAAGACGCACCAACACCCUGUUUCCACAUUCCCGAUGUCACAACCUCCAGGGAAGCACUUUUGGACCCUCUUUUGAAGCGGUAUGGCGUGGUGGUGGUGGACGAGGCCCACGAGCGCACUGUGAACACGGACGUGCUGCUGGGCCUGCUGCAGCAGGUGCAGGCCCGCCGCCAUGCGCUCGCCACAGGGCAGGCGGGUGUAGGGAUGGGUGGGCAGGGGCAGAAGGGGAAGGUGGUGGACGGUGGGAGAGAGGCGGAGGAUGGGGACACGGGGAGGCGGAAGGGGAAGAAGAGGCGGAGAGGAGAGGAGGGCAGGGAGGGGGAAGCAGACAGAGAGGCGGACGGGCAGAUUGGGGAGGCUGCUGCAGGCACAGGCACAGGCACAGGCGUAGUGGCAGGUGCAGGUGCAGGUGCAGGCACAGGUGCAAGCGAGGGCGAGUUGAAGCUGAUAGUCAUGUCGGCUACCCUGGAGUCGCGCAAGUUCCUCGACUUCUUCCCCGGCGCCCACGCUGUGUACAUCCGCGGCAGGCAGCACCCCGUGCAGGUGCUCUACACUCCCGCCCCCGAGCCUGACUUUCUCGACGCAGCGCUGGUAACCGUGUUACAGAUACACACGGAUCACCCUCUAGAGGGUACAGCCCCGGGGCAGGCGGGGGAUAUUCUCGUGUUUCUCACGGGGCAGGAGGAUAUAGAGGCCAUGGCCAGGCUGCUGCAGGAACGUGCGGCGAAGCUUCCUCCCGGGACGCCGCCGCUGGCGGUGGCGCCCAUCUAUGCGGCGCUGCCGGCGGAGCAGCAGAUGAACGUGUUCCGCCCCGCACCCGCUGGGUCCAGAAAGGUCGUUCUAGCGACCAACAUCGCCGAGACGUCAGUGACGAUCCCAGGCAUCCGCUUCGUGGUGGAUGCGGGGCUGGUGAAGGCGCGGGCGUUCAACUGCCGCACGGGUGUUGACUCGCUGGUGGUCGUGCCCGUGUCCAAGGCACAGGCCCGCCAGAGAAGCACCGCGCUCGACUCCCUCCCUCCAUGCCUCCAUUGCCUCCCUCCCUCCAUGCCUCCAUCCAUUGCCUCCCUCCCUCCAUGCCUCCAUCCAUUGCCUCCCUCCCUCCAUGCCUCCAUCCAUUGCCUCCCUCCCUCCAUGCCUCCAUCCAUUGCCUCCCUCCCACGUUCCAUCCGCUCCUGCAGUGGGCGAGCGGGCAGGGAGGCGCCGGGCAAGUGCUACCGGCUGUACACAGAGGGCACGUUCGACGCGCUGCCAGAGGCGCCCGUGCCGGAGAUGCUGCGCUGCAACCUCGCUGCUGUCGUGCUGCAACUCAUCGCCCUCGGGGUCAAGGACCUGCUCUCCUUCCCCUUCCUCGACCCGCCACCGCAGGCGCCAAGACUGCGGGCGCUGGAGCAUCUGGCGGCCAUACUGCGAGCUUUGGAGCAUCUGUUCUCGCUGGGAGCGCUCACACCAGACGGGAGCCUGUCGCCACAGGGGAAACACAUGGCGCGCUUCCCCCUCGACCCCGUCUUCGCCAAGGUGGGUGGGCGAGUUCAUGCUGAGGUGGGUGAGCGAGUGCACACAGGUGAGCACACAGCAGGUGACCAAUGCGCCGUGCUUGUGCCGCGGGGAAAGAGCAUGCUCCUCCUCACCAUCCGCUCCUUCAUCGACAGUGCUGCUGCAGGCCCGGCAGCCAUACUGGAUGCGUAUGGCCUUGGGUCAGCAGCAGUGGCAGGCGACAUGGUGGUAGCAUCGAGCACACGAAAGCGACCAUUCCCAGUUUCCAUGCUUGUUAUCCACCCAGCCGUCAGUGUCACUCUUUCCACUCCACCUCCCUCGCCCCCCCCACCUCACCAGGCCAUACUGGAAGCAUAUCGACUGGGGACAGCAGUGGCGGCGGACAGCAUGUGGCAGCAGCAGGCACAACCAUCCUCUGCACUCGUUAUGCUCACACCCAUCAUUGUCCCUCGCUCCCUCCGCUUCCCCCCCUUCCCUUCCCCUCCUCCACAGGCCAUACUGGAGGCAUAUCGCCUUGGAUCAGCAGCAGUGGCAGACGACAUGGUGGCAGCAGUGGCCAUGCUCUCUGUGGACUCGCCCUUCCAUACGCCCUCGCAUGCUGCUGCUGAGAUUUUUUGCCCGGAUGGCGACCAUCUCACGCUGGUGAACGUUCUGCGGGGUUAUCUGGCAGCGGGCAGCCAAAACACCAAGGCUGAUGACGUGGCAGAUGACGGGAGCAACAAAGAUGGGAGUCGUCGUGGUGGGGGUCCGGGGUUUGGGCGACAGGCGAAGGCGAGGGAGGGGAGGGUGCGGGCAUGGUGCAAGGCACACUACCUCAAUGGACGCUCUCUAAAAAAGGCAGCAGAUGUGUAUCGGCAAUUGCAAGCGUACUGUCACGGCCUCUCUCUACCUGUUGUCUCCAACUCGCCUCCACCUCCAUCGUCGUCAUCAGGACUCGCGGCCACGGGCACAGCAGCAGCAGCAGCAGCGCAGCGGCGGGACGAGUCGGUUGCGUUUCGCCGGGCGCUGACAGCAGCCUUCUUUGCCAACGCUGCCAAGAAGCAAGCCGACGGCACAUACAGAUGUGCGCAUGAGAAUGCAGUGAUAGCCUCAUGCACCCUCAUGCGCACACCACUCUCAGGUGCUGUGCUCUCAGGUGCCAUGCUCUCAGGUGCCAUGCUCUCAGGUGCCAUGCUCUCAGGUGCCAUGCUCUCAGGUGCUGUGCUCUCAGGUGCCAUGCUCUCAGGUGCCAUGCUCUCAGGUGCUGUGCUCUCAGGUGCCAUGCUCUCAGGUGCCAUGCUCUCAGGUGCCAUGCUCUCAGGUGCUGUGCUCUCAGGUGCCAUGCUCUCAGGUGCCAUGCUCUCAGGUGCCAUGCUCUCAGGUGCUGUGCUCUCAGGUGCCAUGCUCUCAGCCCCCCCCGGCCUUGUUACCGCCACCACGUUCUGCCUGCCUUCAUAUUGCCCGCCUCUCUGCCUUCUCACCUGUGCCCUCGCCUUCCAGGGCACUAGCAAGCGGGCAGGUGGUGGCGAUUUACCCAACCUCUGCCUGCCUUCACUAUUGAAGCACACCGGCAUCCUCCUCUCGCCCUUCCCCCCUGUGCUCCCUCUCCUCUCGCCCUUCCCCCCUGUGCUCCCUCUCCUCUCGCCCUUCCCCCCUGUGAUCCCUCUCCUCUCAGGGCACUAG